Hibiscus syriacus is the source of this 771-nucleotide messenger RNA. RefSeq names its product fasciclin-like arabinogalactan protein 19. Lineage: Eukaryota; Viridiplantae; Streptophyta; Magnoliopsida; Malvales; Malvaceae. The transcript is spliced from 2 exons. Bases 7 to 771 code for a protein of 254 amino acids. The record is from RefSeq and is a predicted model, not a curated record.
CAGAAAAUGGAAAUCCUUUCAUCCAAGCUAACAAUCGUAAUCUUCCUCCUCCUCGCCGCCGCCGCCGCCACCGCCGGUUUAACCACCAAAGAACUGGAUGCCGCGCUCUUAGCCCUCCAAUCAAGAGGCUACACCCUCUUCCCCAACGCCAUAACCACCUCCGAUCUUCAAGCCCGCCUCCUUUCGUCCCAAAACUCUUCCAUAUUCACUCUCUUUGCACCACCGGAUUCGCUCCUCUUCUCCCUCGAUCUCCUCUCCUCCGCCCGACUCUACACCUUCUCUCUCUUCCUCCACGUGGCCCCGCAUUUCCUUUCCUCUGCGGACCUCCUCGUCCUCCCUCGCCCCACCUUCAUCGACACCCUCUUCCCUAACCGUCGACUCUUUGUGGAACAUACUAUGUCCACCCGCAACGGCACGGCCUUGCUAACAGUUACAGUCGACGGGGUAGUGGUCUCGGUUCCGGAUCUUUUCAUUGGGUCCAACCUUGCAGUCCACGGACUCGAUGGGAUUCUUGUUGCAAGAUACGGGUCCUUGGUUAGUGAAGGUAGUUACACUUCUAUUGCUGAGCCACCCAAGUUUUAUCAUCAGAGCUAUGUUUCGCCAGCCAACUCACCGGAGAGUUUGCCGCCAAUGGGGAGCGGGGCACCAGAGAUGGUGACAGUCGGAACACGAAUCAAGAAAGAUAAAGGGGCGUUCCAUGGUAUUCAUGAUCGUGGCACUACGAUGAGAACCAAACACGGUACGUUUUUCCUGUUUAAACGUGUUGAGUGA